ACACCAAACAUUACACAUUCUCUUUAUAUCCAUACCUUACUCCUUUCAUCAACAACUACCAUCCUUAAUUAGUAUUAAACACACACACUACACAUUCAUUUUCAUUUACAUUUACAUAUAUACAUACAUACAUGCAUAUAUAUGUAGCUAUAGCCACCCACACUUUAUAACAAACACAUUUGGUUGUUAAAUUUGGCUUCAAGAAACUAACAACCACAAUGGGUAGUUGUGUACAAGUGAAAGCAGCUACGUUAGUCACACCUUCAGAUCCAACACACACACAUGUUCUCAAACUGUCUGCUAUCGAUUCGCAACUGUUUUUACGGUUCACUAUCGAGUACUUAUUAAUUUACGAGUUCAACGGUAUGGAAAAACAAGACAUCAUUAACCGUGUAAAGGCCGCUUUGGGUCGAGCCCUAGUCCCUUACUACCCGUUAGCAGGGCGAGUUAGGGCUCGACCAGACGGUUCGUGUCUUGAAGUUGUUUGUCGUGGACAAGGAGCGGUUUUUGUCGAAGCGACAGCCGAUUUUACCGCAACUGAUUUUGAAAGGGCCCCACGUUAUGUUACGGAGUGGAGGCGUCUUUUAGCGUUGGAAGUGGCGGAUGUGCUAAAAGGCGCUCCACCGUUGGUGGUUCAGCUGACGUGGUUGUCAGAUGACGCUGUUGCUCUUGGUGUUGGGUUUAGUCAUUGUAUUUGUGAUGGGGUUGGAAGCCUUGAGUUUCUUAAUCUUUUUGCCAAGUUGGCUACCGGCGUUCGGAGUGGAACGAUGACGUCGUUUAAACAAGAAACGACGUCGUUUAUGACCGGUUUACCGAAACCGGUCUGGCAAAGACAGUUACUCGAUCCGACGUCGUUUAAACACGACGCGGUCGAACACCCAGAGUUUAAACUUGUAACUGACCGUUGCAAGUUUAUGACUCGGUUUGAACCUGACCGACUCACCCCCACCUCGGUCACAUUUCACGAAUGGAGGCUAACCGAGUUAAAAAAUUCCAUAACUCAGACAAGUCAACUCAGAUUAAACUCAGUUACAACAUUCGAGGUGUUAUCAGCCCACAUUUGGAGAAGCUGGGCUAAGGCAUUAAACUUCCCACCGAGUCAAACUCUUAAACUUUUAUUCAGCAUCGACAUACGCAACCGAGUCAAACCGAGUCUACCCACCGGGUACUACGGUAACGCCAUCGUACUCGGUUGCGCACAAACCACCGCAAAAGACCUCACGGAAAAAGGACUAGCCUACGCUACCGAGUUAAUAAAAGAGGCGAAGAACCGAGUCGAUGACAAGUAUGUAAAAGAGGUGGUUAACUCAGUGAGUUUGACUGGGGCGAGUUGUGUACCCGACCCGGUUGGCGUACUGAUUUUAUCACAAUGGUCAAAGCUGGGUUUAGAGAGGGUUGACUUUGGGAUUGGAAGGCCAGUACAUGUGGGGCCGGUGUGUACCGAUAGGUAUUGUAUUCUGCUACCUGUACAUGAUCAUAACCGUUCAGUGAAGGUGAUGUUAGGUGUGCCGUCUGUAGCCGUUGACAAAUAUCUUGAUCUGAUCUCAGCCGUCCAAUAAAACGCCUGACUUUUUGCUAAUUUAAUUUAUAAAUUUUUAGUUGGUUAA
Helianthus annuus (common sunflower) is the source of this 1607-nucleotide messenger RNA. RefSeq names its product omega-hydroxypalmitate O-feruloyl transferase. The coding region runs from base 219 to 1559 and encodes 446 amino acids. NCBI's taxonomy places the organism in Eukaryota, Viridiplantae, Streptophyta, Magnoliopsida, Asterales, Asteraceae. Gene Ontology annotation, molecular function: acyltransferase activity, transferring groups other than amino-acyl groups. The transcript has a single exon. The record is from RefSeq and is a predicted model, not a curated record.